Colletotrichum siamense is the source of this 675-nucleotide messenger RNA. RefSeq lists its product as uncharacterized. The transcript has a single exon. The record is from RefSeq and is a predicted model, not a curated record. Lineage: Eukaryota; Fungi; Ascomycota; Sordariomycetes; Glomerellales; Glomerellaceae. Bases 1 to 675 code for a protein of 224 amino acids.
AUGUCGGCAGAAGGGAACUAUACACAGCUCAGCAAUGUCGCCAAUGACGAUGACAUCGAUGCCGAAUAUGUCAAAAUCUACAUGAUGACAAAGCUCACCGAAGAAGAGGAACAGAAGUACCUGAAGUCUAUCGACGGAACGGUAGACCAAGACGAAGGGUCCUGGGUCCAUCCCAAACUGGUCCCAUGGACGUCUGACACAGACGGCACCACCGACAAAGACUUACUCCAAUACUACAAAAAGAUCAAAGAGGAAGAAGGCCCAGAGUCAGAAUUCUAUGGCUUCUUCGCCGACCGCAAGAGCGUCGAGGAAGGGGGAACCAUCCUGGUCGACCGGGCCUGGUACGCGCUCUGCACCUCGAAGAAGGCGAGCGAACAGAUCUCGGAUUUGGCGAGAGACAAUGGGAUAGAGAUGACUGCUAAAGAUUGGAUGUCGAUGCCCGGAUAUGCGGAGGAUCUCAUGGAUCUCGCACUCGAGCGCGGUAUCGUGUGGGGAAGGGAGGCUGGGUCGCAGUGGAAGAGUGACUGGAUGAAUCUGGACGUUUCAAACAUGGAUACGGGUGAGCUUCUCGAGGAUAAAUUUGAGAUUCUUUUGGAUACGGAAUGGAAUGCUGCACCGUUUUUGGGCAGGCUUAGGGAGGAGUUGGACAAGACGCAAGAUCCCGAGGACAGCUAG